Messenger RNA from Zingiber officinale, 2052 nucleotides. Its product is annotated as protein ASPARTIC PROTEASE IN GUARD CELL 1-like. The record is from RefSeq and is a predicted model, not a curated record. Lineage: Eukaryota; Viridiplantae; Streptophyta; Magnoliopsida; Zingiberales; Zingiberaceae. Gene Ontology annotation, molecular function: aspartic-type endopeptidase activity. Gene Ontology annotation, biological process: proteolysis. The transcript has a single exon. The coding region runs from base 165 to 1742 and encodes 525 amino acids.
GCGUCUUCUAACGGAUCCAGAAACUCUUCUUCCCCAAUCGCCUCCGCAACUGACGCCGGUGCGGUGGAGUUACCCCUCCUCCGUUUUCUUCAACAGCUUUAAAUUACCUCACAUUCUGUCUUCUGCUCCCCCACUCGGCCUUGCCCGCUGCCUCAGCCGAUCUCAUGGCGGAGGAUCGUGCUAUAGCUCACCGCCUGCGUUUUACGCUUUUUCUACUUGCGCUCUCGACUGGGCCGGCGGCGUGCCGUCACCACCCGCGGCGGAGCACCGGAUCAAAGGAAACCGCCACUCUCGACGUCUCCGCCGGCCUCACCCGAGCCCUCCACGCUGUCUCCUUCGUGCCCUCCGCCGGUUUUUUUCCAACCCGUAACCUCUCCGCCGCCGCCGCGGCGGAGGCAGCUAUCUCCCUCCCUCUCCAUUCCCGUGAUUUCCUUCCUUUCUCUGAUGGCCAACGCCACCCCGACUACAAAGAACUCACACUCGCUCGCCUCCGCCGAGACGCCGCCCGCGUCCGUGCCCUCAACGCCCGCGCGGCCUUCGCUGUCGGUAGUGUCGCUGCGGCCGAUCUGAAGCCCGUUGUGGAAGAGAAGUUUCUGGAGAGCACCGCGGCGGCGGCGGCGGCGGCGGCGGCGGCGGCGGCGAUUGAAGGACCCAUCGUCUCCGGAACCAGCAUGGGUAGCGGCGAGUACUUCUCUCGGGUGGGCGUCGGUAGUCCGGCGAGGCCGAUGUACAUGGUCCUCGACACCGGGAGCGACGUCAGUUGGAUCCAGUGCGUCCCCUGCGCCGAUUGCUACCAGCAGUCCGACCCCGUGUAUGACCCGUCCGCCUCCACCUCCUCCGCCCCUCUUUCCUGCGGUUCGUCGCAAUGCCGCGCCCUCGACAUCUCCGCCUGCCGGAACUCCUCUUCCUCUCCAACCGGCGAUGGAAGUUGUCUGUACCAGGUUAACUACGGCGAUGGUUCGUACACUGUCGGGGACUUCAUCACCGAGACGCUGACCCUAGGGGGCUCGGACCCGGUCUCCGGCGUAGCCGUCGGAUGCGGCCACGAUAACGAGGGCCUUUUUGUCGGCGCGGCCGGGCUACUCGCUCUGGGCGGCGGACCACUCUCCUUCCCCUCCCAGAUGUCAGCCCGCUCCUUCUCCUACUGCCUUGUUGAUCGCGACUCCCCCGCAUCCUCCACGCUCGACCUCAGCACUGCCGCGGCGGCGGCCCCUUCCAACGGAUCUACCUCCGUGACCGCGCCGCUCCUCCGCAACCCCCGAGUCCGGACCUUCUACUACAUCGGCCUGAGCGGGAUCAGCAUCGGCGGUCAGAUGCUGCCCAUCCCGCCGUCCACCUUCGCGAUGGACGACCGCGGCGCCGGCGGAGUGAUCGUCGACUCCGGCACAGCCGUCACUCGACUCCAGAGCUCCGCCUACCAGGCGCUGCGCGACGCAUUCCGCGCCGGUACCUCUUCGCUUCCUCCUACAUCCGGCUUCUCGCUGUUCGACACCUGCUACGACCUCUCCUCCCGGACGACCGUCGAGGUCCCGACGGUGUCCUUCCACUUCCCAGGCGGCCGGAACCUCCGCCUCCCAGCCAAAAACUACCUAAUCCCGAUCGACGGUGCCGGCACCUACUGCCUGGCGUUCGCCCCUACCACCGCGCCGCUGUCCAUCAUCGGCAACGUGCAGCAGCAGGGGACACGCGUCAGCUUCGAUCUGGACGACUCCCUAGUGGCUUUCACCCCCACCAACUGCUGAAACCCUUAUCCCGUUCCCUCCCUUCAUCAACGGUCGAAAAGCGUUCCGAUUCGCCAGUCUGUCAAAACCUUUAUUUUCUCCUCCCCGCUUUACUUUGACCAGACUCCACGAGAUAAAAGCAACCGCAGCAAUGCAGCAGCCUCCGGCGUCUCGCCAUAAAACCAGGCAGAAAUUAAUGCCUUCGGCGAGUGAAAUGAUCUCUUAGACGAGUAUUUUUUAUAAUUCGCAGCUAGUUCCUGUGCGUGUGUUUACUGCAAGCCAUCAAUUGUGGGCGUUUAAUUAAUGUAGCGGCCUGGCCCACUUGACUCUC